AUGUCUCUCGGCCUUCCCUCGCCCGAAUACCGCGCCAAAAUCAUCGAUAAGUUCUCGGAGCUCAUCGAGGCCAUCGAGGCCCACCCGGCCUGGAACCCGCCGAACCCCCACAAGGGUCUUUUUCACGUCUGGGACUACGUCAACCGCUCCCGGUACAUCAUGACCGAGCUCGACCACAUCCGUGACGGCGAGCCUGUGCAAUAUCCGGAGCAGAUCCCUCAGCAAGAUAUUGGCGUGCCAGGUCGAAGUGGUCCCGACGCCGCCACCGAGGCCUUUAUCGACGUCUGCGGCCGAUCGGCGACGAUCAACAAGAUGAUUGCCAACCCGAAGCUGCUCACCAUGAUUGGUCUCCCGCAGGUGGAUUACGGCAAGGAUAUCGUUUCCAGGUCGCAGGCGGUUGUCGACGUGUUGAAAAAGGCUUUCUGA
Messenger RNA from Colletotrichum orchidophilum, 426 nucleotides. RefSeq lists its product as uncharacterized. The record is from RefSeq and is a predicted model, not a curated record. Lineage: Eukaryota; Fungi; Ascomycota; Sordariomycetes; Glomerellales; Glomerellaceae. The transcript is spliced from 2 exons. The coding region runs from base 1 to 426 and encodes 141 amino acids.